This is a messenger RNA of Sitodiplosis mosellana (orange wheat blossom midge), 2306 nucleotides long. RefSeq names its product major facilitator superfamily domain-containing protein 1-like. The record is from RefSeq and is a predicted model, not a curated record. The transcript has 9 exons. Gene Ontology annotation, biological process: transmembrane transport. Gene Ontology annotation, cellular component: lysosome. Bases 258 to 1841 code for a protein of 527 amino acids. NCBI's taxonomy places the organism in Eukaryota, Metazoa, Arthropoda, Insecta, Diptera, Cecidomyiidae. Gene Ontology annotation, molecular function: transmembrane transporter activity.
UGUGACAGAAGUUGCGAUUAGUUUGUUGAAGCGAGAUGUUUAUGUGAAAAAUGUUUACAAAACCGUGAACUAUUUACUUUCAUUUCAGUCUAGUUUCAUAGUUCAUUUUGUGUGCAUUGGCUUGCAUUUAUACGUCGUUCUAGAACAAGUGCAUUUAUUUAUUUAUUAUUUUGUUUAACGCGAAGAAAAAAAAACUUUGUAAGAAAAAAAAGAGAGAAAACAGACGCAAAAAUAGUUGCUUGAUAACAUAAGGAAAAAUGGGUGUGGAUGACGAGCUAUCCACGCCAAUAUUGCAUAGUGACGAAGACGAGCAUCGAAGUCGACGAACAUUUAACGAUGAUGAAUUGAAUGCAGGAAAUGAAUUCGGUGGAGCUUGUUGUAAUCCUUCAUCGACAUGUCAUCGCUUCAUAGCAUUGAUUUUGAUGUGCUUAGUCGGAUUUGCCUCUUACUUUUGCUAUGACAAUCCUGGAGCCCUACAAAAUUACUUCAUGAAGGACAUGGAUAUGUCCACAACGCAAUUCGCAUGGUUGUACUCGAUUUACUCAUGGCCAAAUGUGGUGCUCUGCUUCAUUGGUGGCUUUCUAAUUGACCGAGUAUUUGGCAUUCGUUUCGGCACAAUUCUCUACAUGUUCAUCCUGAUGAUUGGCCAAUUGAUUGUUGCCUUUGGUGCGAUUCUUGAUGCAUAUUGGAUGAUGAUCCUUGGCCGUUUUGUGUUCGGCAUUGGCGCUGAGUCACUGGCUGUCGCACAGAAUAACUAUGCCGUACUGUGGUUCAAGGGCAAAGAAUUGAACAUGGUGUUCGGUUUGCAAUUGUCAUUCGCCCGUGUCGGAAGCACUGUCAAUUUCAAUGUGAUGGAACCAAUUUACAAAUACAUUAGCAAAUGGUAUACUGGACACAUGUGCCUCGGCGUUGUCUUGCUAAUUUCGUUUACGACCUGUCUGAUGUCGUUCACCUGUGCUAUGCUUCUUGGUUGGCUCGAUAAGCGGGCACAACGGAUUUUGCAGCGAAACGAUAAUCCAGGCGGUGAAAUUGCUAAAUUGAGUGAUGUGAAAACAUUUAAAGUCACAUUUUGGAUGGUCAGUGUCAUUUGUGUUGCGUAUUAUGUAGCCAUUUUCCCAUUUAUCGCUUUGGGCAAGAUGUUUUUCAUGCAGAAAUAUGACUUUGACGCACAGGAUGCAAACUUUAUCAACUCAUUAGUGUACAUUAUCUCAGCUGGAGCGAGUCCAUUGUUUGGUUAUGUCAUUGAUAAAACCGGCAAGAAUGUUUCCUGGAUGUUGAUAUCAAUUAUUGCUACGAUCUGUGCUCAUUCAUUCCUCGCCUUUUCAUAUGUUAACCCAUAUGUUUGCAUGAUCUCAAUGGGAUUGGCGUAUUCGAUGCUUGCCAGUAGUUUGUGGCCUCUUGUUGCUCUUAUUAUUCCCGAAUAUCAACUUGGCACUGCCUAUGGAAUCUGCCAAUCCGUUCAAAAUCUUGGUCUGGCUGUGGUUUCAAUGUUUGCCGGUAUGAUUGUGGAUCGUGGUGGGUAUUAUACGCUUGAGAUAUUCUUCAUUUGCUGGCUAGGAGUUGCUCUGUUCGCGACAGUGGUCAUUUGGAUUUAUAACGCAAACAAAAAUUGCGUUUUGAAUAUGACACCGCAUGAACGUGAACUACAUUUGGCAUUGACAUCAAGUAAUGCAAAUGAGAAACUAGCGAACAGUGAUUCAGCUGAAAAUAUCCACCCGCUUGAGAAUGGUGCAGCUACAUCAUCCAGUCCACGAAUACGGAAUCGUUAUUUGAAAAAGAUUGGCGUUGGUGGCGGUGGCGAUGACAUAGAAGACGAACUCCCACUCUUGGAUGAUAACUAAUUAACUAACUAACAAAUGAAGUGAUUGUCAAAUUAUAUAUAUCAAAUCUCAUCAUGUAUUACUAUUUCUUUUAAAUCAUUAUUUCUCGAUUAUCUAGAUAGUGUAAAGUGUAUCGAUAUAAUGUAGCCAAAAACAAGACAAAAAAAAACACACACACACACAAUUUAUGGAUUAGUUAUUUGUUGUAAUAUUUUCUUUACUGCUUAAGUCAAUUAGCAUUGCGUCAAAUUACAUGAUGGAAUUUACGUUUGUCAUUAUUUAUAAUCGAACUCAUCUAUUUUUGUUUUGUUUUUUUUUUUUUGAUUUCACAUGAGCUCUUGUGUAAAUACCACUAUGACAUGUAUAUGGAAAUUUUAUGAAUAUUGCAGGAAUGAAGAAUUAUUAAUGAAGGAAAAAUAUAAAAGACAAAUUUAUUUACAUAUCUAAUGAAUGGAACAAAUAAAUCGAUGAAUUUUUGAUUGGAAA